AUGGAAGGCCGGCCUAUAACGGCAGACUCGAAACAUAAUUAUCCAUCUCAACCUCUUUGGACUAGGUCGACCUCGAGUCCAUCGAUCCCUAAGCUUAGUACACUGGCCCACGGAAAUACCGACCAAGUUCUUGCUUCCCAGUACCUUACAACCCAGGUUGACUGGAUUCCAAUAUUUUUCCCGCAACAGUCCUCACUUUACCAGGCUCAACUUCUUCAAUACAACAAACUCAUUGCGCCGGGACGAGGCGGUGGUCUUCAGACUGCUCCCUUGCCUCCAUUAUUAUCGACUCAUAGCGUCCACGUCGGACCCAGGUCUCGUUCCUCAUCCAAAGUGUCGAACAAGGAUUCUCGCGCUAGGCAGAGCUCCCAGAAUUGCCAUGCUACUAGAGGCAAUCACGGUACUAGCAACAAAGCCGAUCGCGCGCUUAUAACAGGCAGAGACACGCCGCCUAAGAUGCCGCCCAAAAAUUCAGAUCUCUCACAUCCUCUUGCUGCGAGGCCCAAGCCGUCUACCUCCCCUUCGAAUUUACCUCCGCUUUCGAAUUCCGUUCCCUCGACCCCUCAGCAACAUGCGCGCAAAUUUUCCUUCGAGUCUAGAGAUCACUCACCAAAUGCUAACCAGUCGCACUCCCCUCGAUCCGCUUAUUCCGAGACUAAUGGAGCCCUUCCGUCCUUGCGCCCUCUCCCGCCGCGGCAGGGUGGCUGCAAGUACGAAUCUGGCCUGAAAUUCUUCCGCCGAAGAAUACCUUACAGUAUUGGAAGUGAUACGCUGGAGAGGGUAGACCUGCAGACUGUCAAGAGCAAGCUGUCCGAAGACGAUGAGCGGAAGCUCACCACAGAUAUGCGCGAGCUCUACGACCGGUUACGACCUACCGAGAAAGUUGAGGUGAAACGAGGCAUGCUGGUAACGAAGCUGGAAAAUCUUCUGAAUGAUGCUUGGCCAGGUCAUGACAUUCGUGUACAUCUUUUCGGCUCUUCAGGAAAUCUGCUAUGCUCAGAUGACUCUGACGUGGACAUUUGCAUAGUAACUCCAUGGAGGGAACUUGAAGAGGUCUGCAUGCUCGCAGAUUUGCUGGCUAAACGCGGAAUGCAGAAAGUCGUCUGUGUGUCUUCUGCCAAGGUCCCAAUUGUGAAGAUUUGGGAUCCCGAGCUAGAAUUGGCCUGUGACAUGAACGUCAACAACACGCUGGCUUUGGAGAAUACGCGUAUGAUCAAGACCUACGUCCAGAUCGACGAUCGGGUAAGGCCUUUGGCAAUGAUAAUCAAGUACUGGACAAGGCGGAGGAUUGUGAAUGAUGCUGCUUAUGGCGGGACUCUAAGUUCAUAUACAUGGAUAUGCAUGAUCAUUGCAUUUUUGCAGCUGCGACAACCUCCCGUUUUACCUACAUUACAUCAACGGCCUCAGCAAAAGCUUCCUCGGAAGGACGAUAACAUAGCAACGUUUGCCGAUGAUAUCGAUAAGCUAAAAGGAUUUGGAAGCAAGAAUAAGUCUACAUUAGGAGAGUUAUUGUUCGAGUUCUUCCGAUUCUACGCCCACGAGUUUGAUUACAGCACAGAUGUGCUAUCCGUGAGGCUGGGCAAGGUGAUAAGCAAGAAGGAGAAGAACUGGCACUUUGCCCAGAAUAACCAACUCUGCGUUGAGGAGCCAUUCAACAUCGGCCGUAAUCUUGGAAACACAGCCGACGAUACUGCAUUUCGAGGUCUACAUCUCGAACUUCGUCGCGCCUUUGACCUUAUCGCCGACGGCAAACUUGACGAAUGCUGUGAGCAGUACGUGUACCCGAAGGAAGAGGAGAAAAUCUUCCAAAAACCACCUUCAGUUUCACGGCCUGUGAUGUUGCGAAGCGCCUCUCAGCAACAAUCCAACCGUGGAGGUCGUGGGGGAGGGUUUCGUGGAAAUCGACAGCAAGGCCAGCAUCGGAAUAACAACAAUAACAAUAGUCGGAGGGCAUCCUCAAGUGUCCCUUAUGAUACCAACGGAAGUCCGAUGUUCAUUCCGGCCGGAUAUCAGGUAGCCAUGACGCCUCAGGAGGCCGUGAUGUACAUGCAACCUACAUCGGAUUUGAUGGCGCAAACGAUAUCUGCUUUAACGUUGCAGGAGAACAACCUUAGGUUCCUCCAGUAUGCGCAGUCGCACGCAUUUCAUAUGGGCCAAAUGCAGGGCAAUGCGUCCCAGACACAACCUUCAUCAACGGAACGGUCUAGAACCAAUUCUUUUGAUACUCCACCCCUAAGUGCUCCUUUGCGCCCGGAGAUGUAUUACUAUCCAAUGCAAUUCCCUCAAGCGUUUUACGCACAACAGGCCUACCCGACAUACCCGCCUUCACCGUCGGCUAGUCAUGGUACUGAAUUUAGGCGAAGUUCACAUAGAUCAACGGUUGCUAGCGAGGCUAGCCACGGGGUAGCUGGGAGCGCGAUGAGGUCACAAUCACAACCCGCAUCGCGGACAGGAAUUCCGACUGCUCAGAACUUGGCCGGUCCUAGUCAAUUGUCUAACGGAGCUACCAACGUUCCUGCUAGGCAUAUUAACGGAAUUCCAAUGCCGAGUUUUAUCCCGGAUGAGAGCCAUGACAAUGAGCAUGAUGGAUCGGUAGCAGCCACUCCACCUGAGGAUGAGAGAGGCCAAAGCCAUCACCUAGGCCCGUCCAGCUCGCCACAACGAACAAGCGCCGCGACUAAUAGUAUACCUGCGUUUGGAGAUAUUGGGACACAAGCCCCCAAUCCUAAUCAGAGUCGAGGACGCUUGUCCUCGGAUCAGCUUCCCCAGUCGAUCCUGGACAGGAUUAAGCAGAACUCUCGUUCCCCUUCGCCACUUGGUCAUAACAGAGCUUACUCCGUUGGUCGAAACUCGGCUCCUCUUGCUUCUGUCCCAUUUGCAGCGGCGGCAGGGUCGCAAUCCCGCGACACGACCCCCUUAGUUGUCAACGGCUCUAUGUCCAAGCUGUCGAACGGUAGCUCACCUCGACAGCCUUCGCAGAGUGAAUUCACCCCGGCUCAGUACGCUGGCUAUGAUAAUCCCCUUCAUAUCAAUCAGCGGCUUGACGUCAAUAACUUUGCCGCCGAAACACCUUUCAACUACCCUGCCGUCCCUCCCGCACCUCGAAAAGGAACUUCUCCGCCAUCAGACCGACCAGUUGUUGUCAAUGGCUCGUCAAAUGCCACUACGUCGACGACUAGUCCGCUGCCCGGAUCCCAAUUUCCUCAUGACAUGACUAUGAACCCGGCAGGCAAUCAUUUCCAUGCUAUGAACAUGUCCCCGCUGCCGGCUGGGUCUGAUAGCAACGCAGUUGCCCCGAAUGCCCUACCGCGUUUUCCCAUUCGGUCGACGCCAAGCCCACUCAUUGCCCAAUUAGACCUUGCGACGGAGCAUCGUUUGCAAUCAUCCGAACACUCGCACCUUUCCCCGGUGUACGAAACCAACAGUCCAUCUCCAAGUUUUAGUAGGAGAUUAGAACCACCUUUCGACCAGGUACCAGUGUUUCCAAACGCUGCAGCACACAACCCACCGGAUUUUAAACCCGAGUCAGCUAAGGGCAAACAGAAGUCACCAAUCGAGCCCCCGCCAUCCAGGUUGGAGGGCGUCCCGCUUCCGAACCCCAGAGUUAAUGGCUUGGCAAGAGAAAACGGGCACGUUCGAGGUGCGAAAAGCGAGAGUGACAACACCGGUAACGGAUGGCAGAAGAUGACGAGGGGCAGGAAGAAGGGCAACGACGCGAAGCCACGAAGCGAGGUCUACCCGCAGAGCGAGCAGUUGCCUAAGAAUGACUCGGACAGAAAAGGAGGCUGA
Messenger RNA from Annulohypoxylon truncatum, 3789 nucleotides. RefSeq lists its product as uncharacterized. The transcript is spliced from 4 exons. The record is from RefSeq and is a predicted model, not a curated record. Gene Ontology annotation, molecular function: nucleotidyltransferase activity. Lineage: Eukaryota; Fungi; Ascomycota; Sordariomycetes; Xylariales; Hypoxylaceae. Gene Ontology annotation, biological process: RNA 3'-end processing. The coding region runs from base 1 to 3789 and encodes 1262 amino acids.